Molecule: messenger RNA, 22439 nt
Organism: Coregonus sp. 'balchen'
Lineage: Eukaryota; Metazoa; Chordata; Actinopteri; Salmoniformes; Salmonidae
Source: the annotation of a GenBank genome assembly
AUGCGUACCAUCCAGACCAUAGAAAACCAGAUCCCUGUGCUGAGGGAGAGCGUUGUCAGAACACCUUUCACAGAGAGAACUGGGUGUCUGUUUAAUCUGAAUACAAACAGCCACACUCCCCGCCAGACUCCCCGUCACAGCCCCUAUAACCACCACACUCCCCGCCAGACUCCCCGUCACAGCCCCUAUAACCACCACACUCCCCGCCAGACUCCCCAUCACAGCCCCUAUAACCACCACUCUCCCUGCCAGACUCUCCGUCACAGCCCCUAUAACCACCACACUCCCUGCCAGACUCUCCGUCACAGCCCCUAUAACCACCACUCUCCCCGCCAGACUCUCCUUCACAGCCCCUAUAACCACCACACUCCCCGCCAGACUCUCCUUCACAGCCCCUAUAACCACCACACUCCCCGCCAGACUCUCCUUCACAGCCCCUAUAACCACCACACUCCCCGUCACAGCCCCUAUAACCGCCAGACUCCCCGUCACAGCAGCCGCCUCUCCCUAGAGCCCCACCAGAACCCAACUCGUCAAUAUCAGCAGCAGCAUCCAUGCUUUUCUCUUCUCCUGGCUGGUGAACCGUGCAGGCAGCCGGCGGAGAGUCAGCCGGAGACCUCUACUGAGCAUGUUUUUACUGAGCUAGUCCCUGUGGUCUCCGAGGGCUGUUUCUCCUCCAGCUCUGCUAGGCUCAGCACAUUAUGCAGAGCAGCAGAUGGAGAGGGGGGGAGGGAGCCGGGAGAGAGCAAGCAGGUGCACGCGUAUGGAGAGAGAGCGAGAGAGCAGGGAGGAGGGGGAGAGGGGGAGCUGCGAGAAAUCAUGGCAGGAGGGGGAGAGAAAGCGCAGCGAGGAAUUGAGCAUGCGCGGGGAGGAGGAGAGUGGGAGCAGCGAGAGCGAGAGCAGGCGUACGUCUUUGCAUCAACAUCACUGCUCCUCUCAUCGUCGUCACCGGAAAGCAGCAUCACAGCCUCCGCCUCGCAGCAGCUACGCAGACGUAGACUGAGGAGGGGCAGCAGCAGAGAAAACGGCAGCUGUUUUCGGAGGCAUGGCCUGAGUCUCAGCGCCAGACAGACGUGGAGGCUGAGAUCCAGCAUCAUGGGGAACCAGGAGGGGAAGCAGAAGAGGGGGAAAGAGGGGGAAGGAUACGGACUGGACGCAGCGGACGAUACCACCGGAGGGCCUCGCGACGCUGACGGCACAAAGAAAGGAUUUCACAACGGCAAGAAAUCCCACGGAAAACAUGUCAAAGGAGGGGAGGAGAAGAGCAAGAAGAAGAAGGAGAAGGAGUCUAAAUCCUCGGUGUUCUCCAUCAGGAAGAGGAAGAAUCUAAAGGGGAAGGGAUCGACAGGGGGAUCCAGGGAGGAUGUGUUGUCGUCUCAGAAUGAGCUGGACUCUGCUCACUCUGUUAACACCAAAACACCAGACCUCUCUCUGUCAGCUGAUGAGCUGGGCCAGUCUGACACCGAGGGACCAACAGAGCGUGGUGAAGGGCAUGGUGGUUGUAUCAGGACAGAGAGCCGGCAGCCCACGGCGGCGGCGACCACGGACACUGCUCCAGACCAGCAGGAGGUGGUAGAACAGAAGAAGAAGAGCAGCUCUGGUUCAGACACGGACAUCUAUAGCUUUCACUCAGCUGCAGAACAAGAAGACCUGCUAGCUGACAUCCAGCAGGCCAUUAGACUACAGCAGGGGGUGAUUAUCUCCACCGCUGAGCUGAGUGAAGAGCUGGGUUGGGGAGGGGGGUGGAGGAAACAGAGGUCUGACGAGGUUAGAACUACCCCCAGCCCCCCUGAACAGACCCCCCCACCGGAGCCUCUCACUACCCCAGAGGCAGCCCCCGUCACUGGCCGGGAGAAUGGCCUGCUUUCUAAACUGUCUCUGUCCCUGGAUGGGCCAGAGGAGGAGAGGAGAGCAGCCACGUCUGCAGAGAAACUCAACUGGGAGCUGAGAGGGGCUGAAACAGAACCGGCCCUUUGUGCCUCCUCUUCCUCCGGGACAAAGGAGGAGGAGGAGGAGGCAUUGAGCUGCCAGGAGGUGAACGCUAACACUCAGCCCCCCACAGCCCAGACGAACGGCCAUGUUACCAAGACAACCAGCGCUACUAGCUUCCCAGACCUCACAGCCUCUUUUGAGAGCGCUGUGGAGUCUCCUUUCAGAGAUGAGGAGAAGGAAGUGUUGGAGGAGGUGGAGGAGGAGGAGGAGGAGGUGGAGGAGGAUGACGACCUGGACCUGGACAUGCCGCCUCUGUCAGCCGAGAGCCAUAGUCACAGUGACGCGACCACGAGCCACGAGGACAUAGGCCUGAGCUCUGGGAACGCCUCCGAGGCAGAGGGGAGGAUAGGGGACUGGGUAGGGGCAGGAGUGGGGGCUGCAGUCAGUGCUGAGUCCUUGGAGUGUUUUAGCAGGGGGGAUCUGAGGUGCUCUGAGCCUGCAGACGACCCCCUGAUCACCCGUAGGAGGAAGAGCAGUGUUUCCUUCUCCCCCUGGCCCUCUCAGGAGAGCCCUAGCCUGGCCACGCGCCUCCUCAAGUCCACCCUGACCUCCACCCUUCCCUCCUACAACCACUCCUCCUCAGGCUCCAGCCCCACAGCCAAACCCUACCCUCCCAUUUACCCCUCCUACAUCAAGACCACCACAAGGCAGCUCACUAACUCCCCAGGCACCUCGCCGUCACAGAGCCCCUUGUUCCACCGACGCUGCCACGACCUGGGACACCGCACGGAGAAGAGGAGGGUUAGACGACAGCGCUCCCACAGCAUCGCUGGUCCCCUCAGCUGGUCUGCAGACUGGACCGAGGAGCUGGAGAGGGAUCGCCCCACCAAGGCUGGAUCAGCAGACUACCUGGAGGGGUAUGGAGGGUCGCAGGACAGGCUGAGGGGGGCCAGCCAGCCACUGUGUGCCACGCGGAGGUCCUCCACCGGACAGGUGUCUACCUGCAGCUUCCAUGACAUCUUCACUGGUGAGUUUUUAUUUAACCUUUAUUUUCACAGGGAGUCCCCAUUUGAGACCAAGGCCUCUUUCACAAGGGAGCAAAGUUGUUGCUUUUUGUUUUGAUGUUGUUGUCGUGGAAAAAGUACGCUCUCGCUGCUAUAAGUCGCUCUGGAUAAGAGCGUCUGCUAAAAUGUCCAAAUGUUUUUGGCCCUGCAUCAGAGCUGUAUUGUAACUUCAGUAUAGGCCGGCAGCUUUCUGUCUCUACCCUUGUCCUUGUUGUCUAGCUGCACCCUUGGCUGUCUCUGUUAGGUAGAAACACAGCAGAACGUUCUGUCACUCAACACUUCUCUUAUCCAUAUUCAGAGCAUUAAUGGGUUCUGUUCUGAGUAGCAAUCAAGCCAAUGUCUAUAAUUAUCCCUACACUUGGUUUCAGUGUUAUUUUUCCCCACUCAGAACAAUGCUCCUGUUUAUUUAGAUUUCUAGACGAACAUGAAACUACUCCAUCUAGAAAUGACUACAGUAGGAAGUGUAGGAGACAGUAUUUGGCCUGGACAGUUGAUGUUCAUUCCUUCUGUAAGUACUUAGCAUAAACAAACAGCAGUGGCUAUUGAGAUGUGUGGCGGUCGGUAGGCAGGGGGACAGUGGUCUUUGUUUUGGGCCUUAGCUCUCUGUCAACUAACCGAGGAGAGAAAAGGGCUCUCCCACAGACGGACAGAGACAGACUAAAUCAAAAAUGUGUGUUCCUACUGGAGAGGGUGACAGGAGAUAAGAGUCCCUCCCUGUCCCUGACAUAACCCCUCUAUCAGUCAGUCCCUCCUGACAUAACCCCUCUAUCAGUCAGUCCCCCCUAACAUAACCCCCUCAGUCAGUCUCUCCUAACAUAACCCCUCUGUCAGUCCCUCCUAACAUAACCCCUCUAUCAUUCAGUCCCCCCUAACAUAACCCCCCUCUGUCAGUCCCUCCUAACAGAACCCCCCUCUGUCAGUCCCUCCUAACAUAACCCCCCUCUGUCAGUCCCUCCUAACAGACCCCCCCUCUGUCAGUCCCUCCUAAACAUAACCCCUAUGUCAGUCUCUCCUACAUAACCCCUCUAUCAGUCAGUCUCUCCUAACAUAAACCCCUCUAUCAGCAGUCUCUCCUAACAUAACCCCCCUCUGUCAGUCCCUCCUAACAUAACCCCUCUGUCAGUCCCUCCUAACAUAACCCCUCUAUCAGUCAGUCCCCCCUAACAGAACCCCCCUCUGUCAGUCCUCCCUAACAGAACCCCCUCUGUCAGUCCCUCCUAACAUAACCCCUUCUGUCAGCCCUCCUAACAGAACCCCCCUCUGUCAGUCCCUCCUAACAUAACCCCUCUAUCAGUCAGUCCCUCCUAACAUUAACCCCCCCCCUCUUGUCAGUCCCUCCUAACAUAACCACCCCCCUCUGUCAGUCCCCCUAACAUAACCCCUCUCGUCAGUCCCUCCUAACAUAACCCCCUAUCUGUCAGUCCCUCCUAACAAACCCCCUCUGUCAGUCCCUCCUAACAUAACCCCCUCUGUCAGUCCCUCCUAACAUAACCCCCCUCUGUCAGUCCCUCCUAACAUAACCCCCUAUCGUCAGUCCCUCCUAACAUAACCCCCCUCUGUCAGUCCCUCCUAACAUAACCCCCCUCUGUCAGUCCCUCCUAACAUAACCCCCCUCUGUCAGUCCUCCUAACAUAACCCCCUCGUCAGUCCCUCCUAACAUAACCCCCCUCUGUCAGUCCCUCCUAACAUAACCCCCCUCUGUCAGUCCUCUAAACCCCUCCAGUCCUCUAACAUAACCCCCCUCUGUCAGUCCCUCCUAACAUAACCCCCCUCUGUCAGUCCUCCUAACAUACCCCCUCUGUCAGUCCUCCUAACAUACCCCCUCUGUCAGUCCCUCCUAACAUAACCCCCUCUGUCAGUCCCUCCUAACAUAACCCCCCUCUGUCAGUCCCUCCUACAACCCUUGUCAUCCUCUAAAACCCACCCUCUGUCAGUCCCUCCUAACAUAACCCCCCUCUUGUCAGUCCCUCUAACAUAACCCCCUCUGUCUGUCAGUCCCUCCUAACAUAACCCCCCUCUGUCAGUCCCUCCUAACAUAACCCCUCUGUCAGUCCCUCCUAACAUAACCCCCCUCUGUCUGUCAGUCCCUCCUAACAUAACCCCCUCUGUCUGUCCCUCCUAACAUAACCCCUCAGUCAGUCCUCCUAACAUAACCCCCUCUGUCAGUCCCUCCUAACAUAACCCCCCUUCGUCUGUCAUCCCCUCGCCUAACAUAACCCCCUCGUCAGUCCCUCCUAACAUAACCCCUCUGUCAGUCCCUCCUAACAUAACCCCCCUCUGUCUGUCAGUCCCUCCUAACAUAACCCCCCUCUGUCAGUCCCUCCUAACAUAACCCCCUCUGUCAGUCCCUCCUAACAUAACCCCCCUCUGUCAGUCCCUCCUAACAUAACCCCUCUGUCAGUCAGUCCCUCCUAACAUAACCCCCCUCUGUCAGUCCCUCCUAACAUAACCCCUCUGUCAGUCCCUCCUAACAUAACCCCCCUCUGUCAGUCCCUCCUAACAUAACCCCCCUCUAUCAGUCCCUCCUAACAUAACCCCCCUCUGUCAGUCCCUCCUAACAUAACCCCCCUCUGUCAGUCAGUCAGGGUCUCCUUGUCCCUGGUCAAGGCUGGACAAGGUUAAUAUUUCAUCCUUUAGAACAGGGGUGUGAAAGUCAUUCCAUGGAGGGCCGAGUGUCUGCAGGGUUUUGGUUUUUCCUUUCAAUUUAGCCCUAGACAACCAGGUGAGGGGAGUUCUUUACUAAGACCUAGACAACCAGGUGAGGGGAGUUACUUACUUAGACCUAGACAACCAGGUGAGGGGAGUUCCUUACUAAGACCUAGACAACCAGGUGAGGGGAGUUCCUUACUUAGACCUAGACAACCAGGUGAGGGGAGUUCCUUACUAAGACCUAGACAACCAGGUGAGGGGAGUUCCUUACUAAGACCUAGACAACCAGGUGAGGGGAGUUCCUUACUUAGACCUAGACAACCAGGUGAGGGGAGUUCCUUACUAAUCAGUGACAUUUAAUUCAUCAAUCAAGUACAAGGGAGGAGUGAAAACCCACAGCCACUCGGCCCUCCGUGGAAUGAGCUGGACACGUGGUCUAGAGGGUUUCUGUUGUAUGUCAAUAGAUGGAGAGGAGACUGAUAACUGAACAUGAUCAUAUAUUUGUAAUGUUUAUGAGCUGUGAGCUUUCGCUCCUGGAUAGCACAUUUUUGUUGCCGUGAGCAUACACACACACACACACGCACCCUUAGCCAACACCAUGGAAACGCACCCUUAGCCAACACCAUGGAAACGCACCCUUAGCCAACACCAUGGAAACGCACCCUUAGCCAACACCAUGGAAACGUGGUUAUUGUUGUGCAGAGCGUGGUGUGUAUGGGGGAGGGGUGACAGAGCUUUCAUGCUGCAUUACAUCAAUAGAAACCAGGAGGUGCUUAAGGCAGACGGGUUGUUUGCUCCUAGCAGAUCUUAGCUAGCAAGGUAAACGGCUGUGCUCACAUACUUAAAAUACCUCUGCUUGAAAAACAAGAAAAAGCGUCUUUUUCCCCCCACUUGAGACGCUGUAGCAACAAGCACACUUCCUCAAAAUAGUCCGAAUUAAUCUAAGAUAACUCAAGAAAUCUGUAAUUCAUUUUGACGUUUUUGCAGAGGAUGUCUUGCAUCUAUGUUUUGCAGUAUUUCUCAAGUGAAAAAAUGUGCAUUCAAACUAGUCGUCUGUUGUUGAAUUACAACAAACUCUUCAUCGAAUAAUCCCUACUGUUGACCAAUCACCGACAAAGGGGCAUAGUCUUUGGCUACAGAACUUCGGCUUGCCUCAAGAAAAAAUUGAAUGUGCUCGAACAGCUGACAAAAUACCUGUCGAACGCUGCAGAACACCAAAAACGUCACAAAACGUAAUCAUAUGCACAAACAGUUUAGAUUGCGAAGCAUACGGUAAGCUUUAGCCUGCGUUUACACAGGCAGCCCAAUUUAUGAUAUUUUCCCCACUAAUUGGUCUUUUAACCAAUCACAGAUCUUUUCACAUUAGAUCUUUUUCAGAGCUGAUCUGAUUGGUCAAAAGACCACUUUGUGGGGGGGGGGGAUAUCAGAAUUGUGCUGCCUGUGUAAACGCAGCCAUAAAGGCCUGCCUCUGUGCUGUUCCUGUAAACACAACCUAUUCUCCUGUCUCUUAUCUCUCAUCUCGCUCUCUCUCUCCAACACUCUCUCUCGCCCUCUGUUGCUCUCUCCCUCGCUCCAUCCCUCUCUCUCUCUCUCUCUCUCUCUCCUCUCUCUCUCUCUCUCUCUCUCUCUCUCUCUCUCUCUCUCUCUCUCUCUCUCUCGCUCCAUCCCCCUCUCUCUCUCUCUCGCUCCAUCCCUCUCUCUCUCCCUCGCUCCAUCCCCCUCUCUCUCCCUCUAUCUCUCUGUAUCGCUCUUGCUCUCUGUCAGUGGAUGUUGCAGAGCUGGCUGUUACUGUUAGCAGGAAAACAUUUGACCAAUAGCGCGUUCUAUAAUGACUUCUCUGAUGCCUAACAGCAGAUUGACCCCCCAAAAGCCUGACUUCUCUAAAGGCUACAGUAGCAAAACCAAUCCCCCAAAAGCCUUGAUCAGCAUUAAGGUAAGUGGCCCUUUUUAAGCUCACCAAAAUCUAAGUUUAGACAUUAAUAACAUAUACUGCCCUCAUUUUUUGUAAGAAAAGUGAAGAUACAAUUACAUAUUCAUCUCUCAUGUGAAGCUUUAUGACUUUAUUUACAACAACAAAAGUCCAGACUGGACUUAAUGUAUAGCCUUUCAGUCCAUUGGUGUUCCAAAUUAGCCCUCUUAAAAAAUACAUUUUAAUUAAUUUCCAAAUGAAAAUAAUUUACAAACUGACAUUUCUUAUGUCAAAUUAUAUUAUAUGAAUCUCCCCUAAAGUUUAUUAAAAUAAACUGAUCAUUGCUAUUCAUCAUGAAAGUAGCACUUAUAACAAGGGGGGGUCCAAUCACAUCCAGAGAUUUAGGCUCUGGUUCUUGCCAACCAGUACAAACCUGAUUUCAACUAAUCAUAGACUUCAAUCAAGACAUGAUUAGUUGAAAACGGGUAUGUUACUGCUCGGUUAGAACACAAACCCGGCCCUCUGUGGAUAAGAAGCCAUGCAGCAAAGACCAACAACUUUUCAAUGAAUUAAUCUGAAAGCUGAUUCACAUUUGCUGUACUGCUAUUGUUGUUUAAUUAGUUCAACUUGUCUUCCUGAAGCCUGUGUGAAGACAGUUUUCAAAUAUCCCUCUCUACUGUUGUAUUACAAAGGUAAUGGUGGUGGACUAAAAAAACACAAUCACCUGAAUGAACAUUUACAUGUACGUAAUUUAGCAGACGCUCUUAUCCAGAGCGACUUACAAAUUGGUGCAUUCACCUUAUAGCCAGUGGGAUAACCACUUCACCAUUUUUUUUUUUGUUAGGGGGGGGGGGGGGGGGGGGUAGAAUGAUUACUUUAUCCUAUCCCAGGUAUUCCUUAAAGAGGUGGGGUUUCAAGUGUCUCCGGAAGGUGGUGUGUGACUCCGCUGUCCUGGCGUCGUGGGGGAGCUUGUUCCACCAUUGGGGUGCCAGAGCAGCGAAUAGCUUUGACUGGGCUGAGCGGGAACUGUGCUUCCGUAGAGGUAGGGGAGCCAGCAGGCCAGAGGUGGAUGAACGCAAUGCCCUCGUUUGGGUGUAGGGACUGAUCAGAGCCUGAAUGUACGGAGGUGUGACAGUAUGACAAUGCCCCCACCCUAAAGUGCAUGAGUAGUCAUCCAGUAGUCGUCUUCUUCUUGUCUCCUCAUUUGUUUGCAUUUUUGUCCACCACUUGUAGGUCUCCUAUCCCUGAAAUCUCUCUGUAGCUCAGUUGGGAAAGCAUGGUGCUUGUAACACCAGGGUAGUGGGUUCGAUUCCCGGGACCACCCAUAGGUAAAAAGGUAUGCAUGCAUGACUGUGAGUCGCUUAGGAUAAAAGCGUCUGCUAAAUGGGAUACCCUGGUCUCAUUCUACUCUCUCUGCAUCAAUGACUUCCUGUCCACCCCAAACAUCUUGGAGAGAGUACAGAGGUUUCUAAUUGUUUCCUACCUGUCCACCCCAAACAUCUUGGAGAGAGUACAGAGGUUUCGAAUUGUUCCUACCUGUCCACCCCAAACAUCUUGGAGAGAGUACAGAUGUUUCUAAUUGUUCCCUACCUGUCCACCCCAAACAUCUUGGAGAGAGUACAGAGGUUUCUAAUUGUUUCCUUCCUGUCCACCCCAAACAUCUUGGAGAGAGGACAGAGGUUUCUAAUGGUUUCCUACCUGUCCACCCCAAACAUCUUGGAGAGAGGACAGAGGUUUCUAAUUGUUCCUUCCUGUCCACCCCAAACAUCUUGGAGAGAGUACAGAGGUUUCUAAUUGUUCCUUCCUGUCCACCCCAAACAUCUUGGAGAGAGUACAGAGGUUUCUAAUUGUUUCCUACCUGUCCACCCCAAACAUCUUGGAGAGAGGACAGAGGUUUCUAAUUGUUCCUUCCUGUCCACCCCAAACAUCUUGGAGAGAGUACAGAGGUUUCUAAUUGUUUCCUACCUGUCCACCCCAAACAUCUUGGAGAGAGGACAGAGGUUUCUAAUUGUUCCUUCCUGUCCACCCCAAACAUCUUGGAGAGAGUACAGAGGUUUCUAAUUGUUCCUUCCUGUCCACCCCAAACAUCUUGGAGAGAGUACAGAGGUUUCUAAUUGUUCCUAGUUGUUUCUGAUCUUGGUGAAGGCACCAUGGAUAGAUGCAUAAUACAGUUCCUUCAGAGUAUUCAGACCUCUUGACUUAUUCCACAUUUUGUUGUUCCAGCCUGAAUUCAAAAUGGAUUAAAUCAAUUUUUUUCUCUCUCACCCAUCUACAUACAACACCCCAUAAUGACAAUGAAAACAUGAUUUUUAGAAAUGUUUGCAAAUAUAUUGAAAAUUAAAUUUACAUAAGCAUUCACACCCCUAAGUCAAUACAUGUUAGAAUCACAUUUGAUCUCUAAGAGUUUUCCACACCUGGAUUGUACAAUAUUUGCACAUUGUUCUUUUUAAAAUUCUUCAAGCUCUGUCAAGUUGGUUGUUGAUCAUUGCUAGACAGCCAUUUUACAGGUCUUGCCAUAGAUUUCCAAGCCAAUUUAAGUCAAAACUGUAACUAGGCCACUCAGGAACAUUCAACGUCGUCUUGGUGAGCAACUCCAGUGUAGAUUUGUCCUUGUUUUAGCUAAUUGUCCUGCUGAAAGGUGAAUUUGUCUGCUGGAAAGCAGACUGAACCAGGUUGUCCUUUAGGAUUUGACCUGUGCUUAGCUCUAUUCCGUUUAUUUUUAUCCUAAAAAAUACUCCCUAGUCCUUGCCGAUGACAAGCAUACCCAUAACAUGACGCAGCCACCACAAUGCUUGAAAACAUGAAGUGGUACUCCGUGAUGUGUUGUGUUGGAUUUGCCCCAAACAUAAUGUUUUUUAUUCAGGACAUGAAGUUUAUUUCUUUGCCACUUUUUUUGCAGUUUUACUUUAGUGUCUUAUUGCAAACAGGAUGAAUGUGUUGGAAUAUUUUUUAUUCUGUACAGGCUUCAUUCAUUUCACUCUGUCAUUUAGGUUAGUAUUGUGGAGUAACUACAAUGUUGUUGAUCCAUCCUCAGUUUUCUCCUAUCACAGCCAUUAAACUCUGUAACUGUUUCAAAGACACCAUUGGCCUCAUGGUGAAAUCCCUGAGAGGUUUCCUUCCUCUCCAGCAACUGAGUUAGGAAGGAUGCAUGUAUCUUUGUAGUGACUGGGUGUACUGAUACUCCAUCCAAAGUGUAAUGAAUAACUUCACCAUGCUCAAAGGGAUAUUCAAUGUCUGCUUCUUUUCUUUUUACCCAUCUACCAAUAGGUGCCCUUUGAGAGGCAUUGGAAACCUCCCUGGUCUUUUUGGUUGAAUCUGUGCUUGAAAUUCAUUGCUCGACUGAGGGCCCUUACAGAUGUGGGGUAAUCAUUCAAAAAUCAUGUUAAACACAGUUAUUGCACACAGUGAGUCCAUGCAACUUAUGUGACUUAAGCACAUUUUUACUCCAGAUUACAAAUUGCUAAAAACAUAAUUCCACUUUGACAUUAUGGGGUAUUGUGUGUAGAUCAGUGAAACAAAAUCUAAAUUUUUAAUCCAUUUUAAAUUCAGGCUGCAACACAUAAAAAUUGGGAAAAUGUCGAGGGGUGUGAAUACGUUCUGAAGGCGCUGUACAUACACUCACUGGCCAGUUUAUUAGGUACACCCAUCUAGUACCGGUUCAGGCCCCCCUUUGCCUCCAGAACAGCCUGAAUUAUUCGGGGCAUGGAUUCUACAAGUCGUAAAUGUUCCACAGGGAUGUUGGUCAAUGACGCGAUGGAAUUACGCAGUUGCUGCAGAUUGGAUGGCGGUACGCCACCGGCAUCAAAUCAAAUCACAUUUUUAUUUGUCACAUACACGUGUUUAGCAGAUGUUAUUGAGGGUGUAGCGAAAUGCUUGCGCUUCUAGCUCCGACAGUGCAGUAAUAUCUAACAAGUAAUAUCUAACAAUUUCACAACAUAUACCCAAUACACACAUAUCUAGUAAGGAAUGGAAUUUAAGAAUAUAUACAGUGGGGGAAAAAAGUAUUUAGUCAGCCACCAAUUGUGCAAGUUCUCCCACUUAAAAAGAUGAGAGAGGCCUGUAAUUUUCAUCAUAGGUACUCGUCAACUAUGACAGACAAAUUGAGAAGAAAAAAUCCAGAAAAUCACAUUGUAGGAUUUUUAAUGAAUUUAUUUGCAAAUUAUGGUGGAAAAUAAGUAUUUGGUCACCUACAAACAACCAAGAUUUCUGGCUCUCACAGACCUGUAACUUCUUCUUUAAGAGGCUCCUCUGUCCUCCACUCGUUACCUGUAUUAAUGGCACCUGUUUGAACUUGUUAUCAGUAUAAAAGACACCUGUCCACAACCUCAAACAGUCACACUCCAAACUCCACUAUGGCCAAGACCAAAGAGCUGUCAAAGGACACCAGAAACAAAAUUGUAGACCUGCACCAGGCUGGGAAGACUGAAUCUGCAAUAGGUAAGCAGCUUGGUUUGAAGAAAUCAACUGUGGGAGCAAUUAUUAGGAAAUGGAAGACAUACAAGACCACUGAUAAUCUCCCUCGAUCUGGGGCUCCACGCAAGAUCUCACCCCGUGGGGUCAAAAUGAUCACAAGAACGGUGAGCAAAAAUCCCAGAACCACACGGGGGGACCUAGUGAAUGACCUGCAGAGAGCUGGGACCAAAGUAACAAAGUCUACCAUCAGUAACACACUACGCCGCCAGGGACUCAAAUCCUGCAGUGCCAGACGUGUCCCCCUGCUUAGGCCAGUAUAUGUCCAGGCCCGUCUGAAGUUUGCUAGAGUGCAUUUGGAUGAUCCAGAAGAGGAUUGGGAGAAUGUCAUAUGGUCAGAUGAAACCAAAAUAUAACUUUUUGGUAAAAACUCAACUUGUCGUGUUUGGAGGACAAAGAAUGCUGAGUUGCAUCCAAAGAACACCAUACCUACUGUGAAGCAUUGGGGUGGAAACAUCAUGCUUUGGGGCUGUUUUUCUGCAAAGGGACCAGGACGACUGAUCCGUGUAAAGGAAAGAAUGAAUGGGGCCAUGUAUCGUGAGAUUUUGAGUGAAAACCUCCUUCCAUCAGCAAGGGCAUUGAAGAUGAAACGUGGCUGGGUCUUUCAGCAUGACAAUGAUCCCAAACACACCGCCCGGGCAACGAAGGAGUGGCUUCGUAAGAAGCAUUUCAAGGUCCUGGAGUGGCCUAGCCAGUCUCCAGAUCUCAACCCCAUAGAAAAUCUUUGGAGGGAGUUGAAAAUCCGUGUUGCCCAGCGACAGCCCCAAAACAUCACUGCUCUAGAGGAGAUCUGCAUGGAGGAAUGGGCCAAAAUACCAGCAACAGUGUGUGAAAACCUUGUGAAGACUUACAGAAAACGUUUGACCUGUGUCAUUGCCAACAAAGGGUAUAUAACAAAGUAUUGAAACUUUUGUUAUUGACCAAAUACUUAUUUUCCCCCGUAAUUUGCAAAUAAAUUCAUUAAAAUCCUACAAUGUGAUUUUCUGGAGAAAAAAAAUCUAAUUUUGUCUGUCAUAGUUGACGUGUACCUAUGAUAAAUUACAGGCCUCUCUCAUCUUUUUAAGUGGGAGAACUUGCACAAUUGGUGGCUGACUAAAUACUUUUUUCCCCCACUGUACAUAUAUGGACAAGUAAUGACAGAGUGGCAUGGACUAAGAUACAGUAGAAUAUUAUAGAAUAGAAUGCAGUAUAUACAGUUGUGGUCAAAAGUUCUGAGUGACACAAAUACUAAUUUUCACAAAGUCUGCUGCCUCAGUUUUUAUGAUGGCAAUUUGCAUAUACUCCAGAAUGUUAUGAAGAGUGAUCAGAUGAAUUGCAAUUAAUUGCAAAGUCCCUAUUUUCCAUGAAAAUGAACUUAAUCCCCAAAAAACAUUUCCACUGCAUUUCAGCCCUGCCACAAAAGGACCAGCUGACAUCAUGUCAGUGAUUCUCUCGUUAACACAGGUGAGAGUGUUGACGAGGACAAGGCUGGAGAUCACUCUGUCAUGCUGAGUUAUAAUAACAGACUGGAAGCUUUAAAAGGAGGGUGGUGCUUUAAAUCAUUGUUCUUCUGCUAACCAUGGUUACCUGCAAGGAAACAUGUGCCGUCAUCAUUGCUUUGCACAAAAAGGCCUUCACAGGCAAGGAUAUUGCUGCUAGUAAGAUUGCACCUAAAUCAACCAUUUAUCGGAUCAUCAAGAACUUCAAGGAGAGAUGUUCAAUUGUUGUGAAGAAGGCUUCAGGGCGCCCAAGAAAGUCCAGCAAGCGCCAGGACUGUCUCCUAAACUUGAUUCAGCUGCGGGAUCGGGGCACCACCAGUGCAGAGCUUGCUCAGGAAUGGCAGCAGGCAGGUGUGAGUGCAUCUGCACGCACAGUGAGGCGAAUACUUUUGGAGGAUGGCCUUGUGUCAAGAAGGGCAGCGAGGAAGCCACUUCUCUCCAGGAAAAACAUCAGGGACAGACUGAUAUUCUGCAAAAGGUACAGGGAUUGGACUGCUGAGGACUGGGGUAAAGUCAUUUUCUCUGAUGAAUCCCCUUUCCGAUUGUUUGGGGCAUCCGGAAAAAAGCUUGUCCGGAGAAGACAAGGUGAGUGCUACCAUCAGUCCUGUGUCGUGCCAACAGUAAAGCAUCCUGAGACCAUUCAUGUGUGGGGUUGCUUCUCAGCCAAGGGAGUCGGCUCACUCACAUUUUUGCCUAAGAACACAGCCAUGAAUAAAGAAUGGUACCAACACAUCCUCAGAGAACAACUUCUCCCAACCAUCCACAAACAGUUUGGUGACAACUGUUGCCUUUUCCAGCAUGAUGGAGCACCUUGCCAUAAGGCAAAAAUGAUAACUAAGUGGCUCGGGGAACAAAACAUCAACAUUUUGGGUCCAUGGCCAGGAAACUCCCCAGACCUUAAUCCCAUUGAGAAUUUGUGGUCAAUCCUCAAGAGGCGGGUGGAAAAUUAAAACCCCACAAAUUCUGACAAACUCCAAGCAUUGAUUAUGCAAGAAUGGGCUGCCAUCAGUCAGGAUGUGGCCCAGAAGUUGACAGCAUGCCAGGGCGGAUUGCAGAGGUCUUGAAAAAGAAGGGUCAACACUGCAAAUAUUGACUCUUUGCAUAAACUUAAUGUAAUUGUCAAUAAAAGCCUUUGACACUUAUGGAAUGCUUGUAAUUAUACUUCAGUAUACCAUAGUAACAUCUGACAAAAAUAUCUAAAAACACUGAAGCAGCAAACUUUGAAGACCAAUACUUGUCAUUCUCAAAACUUUUGACCACGACUGUACAUAUGAGAUGAGUAGUGCAAGUGAUGGCUAUUUAACAGUCUGAUGGCCUUGAGAUAGAAGCUGUUUUUUCAUUAUUUCGGUCCCAGCUUUGAAUCACCUGUACUGACCUCGCCUUCUGGAUGAUAGCAGGGUGAACAGGCAGUGGCUCGGGUGGUUGAUGUCCUUGAUGAUCUUUUUGGCCUUCCUGUGACAUCAGGUGCUGUAGGUGUCCUGGAGGGUGGGUAGUUUGCCCCGGUAAUGCGUUUGGCAGACCGCACCACCCUCUGGAGAGCCCUGCGGUUGCGGGCGGUGCAGUUGCCGUACCAGGCGGUGAUACAGCCCGACAGGAUGCUCUCAAUUGUGCAUCUGUAAAUUUGUUCAGCAUCCUGAGGUUGAAGAGGCUCUGUUGCACGUUCUUCACCACACUGUCUGCUUGGGUAGACCAUUUCAGUUUGUCAGUGAUGUGUACGCCAAGGAACUUGAAGCUUUCCACCUUCUCCACUGUGGUCCCGUCGAUGUGGAUAGGGGGGUGCUCCUCUGCUGUUUCCUGAAGUCCACCUUUGUUUUGUUGACGUUGAGUGAGAGGUUAUUUUCCUGGCACCUCUGCCAGGGCCCUCACCACCUCCCUGUAGGCAGUCUCGUCAUUGUUGGUUAUCAGGCCUACUACUGUUGUCGUCUGCAAAGUUGAUGAUUGAGUUGGAGGCGUGCUUGUCCACGCAGUCAUGGGUGAACAGGGAGUACAGGAGGGGGCUGAGCACGCACCCUUGUGGGGCCCCUGUGUUGAGGAUCAGCGAAGUAGAGAUGUUGUUUCCUACCUUCACCACCUGGGGGCGGCCCGUCAGGAAGUCCAGGACCCAGUUGCACAGGGCGGGGUUCAGACCCAGGGCCUCGAGCUUAAUGAUGAGCUUGGAGGGUACUAUGGUGUUGAAUGCUGAGCUAUAGUCAAUGAACAGCAUUCUGACGUAGGUAUUCCUCUUGUCCAGAUGAGAUUGUGCAGUGUGAUGGCGAAUUGCAUCGUCUGUGGAUCUAUUGGGGCGGUAAGCAAAUUGAAGUGGGUCUACGGUGACAGGUAAGGUAGAGGUGAUAUGAUCCUUGACUAGUCUCUCAGAGCACUUCAUGAUGACAGAGGUGAGUGCUACGGGGCGAUAGUCAUUUAGUUCAGUUACCUUUUGCUUUCUUGGGUACAGGAACAACACCAGCCUGUACCGUUGACACCAUGGGCACAUGCAGCAUGACUCAACAGGAACCAGGAUUCGUCGGACAAGGCAAUAUUUUUCCUUUCCUUAAUUGUCUGGUGUUGGUGAUCACUGCUUCUUGUUUUUAGCUGACAGGAUUGGAUUGGAUUGGAUUGGAUCGGAGUGGUUCGGUUAGAGUGGUUCUGAACACCGCUGUUGUACUGUGCCGUUAUUUGACCUGUUAGCUUGCGCCGUUCUCCUUCAACCUCUCUCAUCAACAAGCUGUUUUCGCACACAGGACUGCUGCUGACUGGAUGUUUUUUUUUUUGCUUGUCACACCAUUGUCGGAAAACCCUAGACACUGUCGUGCGUGAAAAGCCCAGGAGGCUGGACGUUUUCUGAACAUACCACGCUCAAACUUGCUUAGUUCUCUUGCUUUGCCUAAUUUUAACGUUCAAUCAAACAGUAACUGGAUGCCUGUCUGCCUGCUUUAUAUAGCAAGCCACGGCCACGUGACUCACUGUCUGUAGGAGCGAUCCAUUUUUGUGAACAGGGUGGCACUGAUAUACACUACCAGUCAAAAGUUUGGACACCUACUCAUUCAAGGGUUUUUCUUUAUUUUUACUAUUUUCUACAUUGUAGAAUAAUAGUGAAGACAUUAAAACUAUGAAAUAACACAUAUGGAAUCAUGUAGUAACGAAAUAAGUGUUAAACAGAUCAAAAUAUAUUAUGACAUGAAGGUCAGUCAAUAUGGAACAUUUCAAGAACUUGAACGUUUCUUCAAGUGCAGUCGCAGAAACCGUCAAGCGCUAUGAUGAAACUGGCUCUCAUGAGGACUGCCACAGGAAUUUCAGCCCAAAUAAAUGCUUCACAGAGUUCAAGUAACAGACACAUCUCAACAUCCACUGUUCAGAGGAGACUGUGUGAAUCAGGCCUUCUUAGUCGAAUUGCUGCAAAGAAACCACUACUAAAGGACACCAAUAAUAAGAAGAGACUUGCUUGGGCCAAGAAACACGAGCUAUGGAAAUUUGUCCUUUGGUUUGGAGUCCAAAUUGAAGAUUUUUGGUGAAUGGAUGAUCUCUGCAUGUGUAUUUCCCACCGUAAAGCAUGGCGGAGGAGGUGUUAUGGUGUGGGGGUGCUUUGCUGGUGACACUGUCUGUGAUUUGUUUAGAAUUCAAGGCACACUAAACCAGCAUGGCUACCACAUCAUUCUGCAGCGAUACGCCAUCCCAUCUGGUUUGGGCUUAAUGGGACUAUCAUUUGUUUUUCAACAGGACAAUGACCCAACACACCUCCAGGCUGUGUAAGGGCUAUUUUACCAAGAAAGAGAGUGAUGGAGUGCUGCAUCAGAUGACCUGGCCUCCACAAUCCCCCGACCUCAACCCAAUUGAGAUGGUUUGGGAUGUUUUCUGCAUACUUACGUAAAUGUGAUAUUUCAAUUUCUUGUUUUUAAUAAAUUAGCAAACAUUUCUAAAAACCUAUUUUUGUUUUGUCAUUAUGGGGUAUUGUAUGUAGAUUGAUAAAGAUAAAAUAAAAAAAUAAGAAUAAGGCUGUAAUGUAACAAAGUGGAAAAAGUCAAGGGGUCUGAACACUUUCCGAAGGCGCAUUUGCACAACCGGUUUGCUGAUGUCAACGUUGUGAACAGAGUGCCCCAUGGUGGCGUUGGGGUUAUGGUAUAAGCAGGCAUAAGCUACGGACAACGAACACAAUUUGCAUUUUAUCGAUGGCAAUUUGAAUGCGCAUAGAUACCGUGACGAGAUCCUGAGGCCCAUUGUCGUGCCAUUAAUCAGCCCCAUGUCGCAAGGAUCUAUACACAAUUCCUGGAAGCUGUAAAUGUCCCAGUUCUUCUACGGUGUGAAUACUCACCAGCCAUGACACCUAUUGAGCAGGUUUGGGAUGCUCUGGAUCGACGUUUACGACAGCGUGUUCCAGUUCCCAACAAUAUCCAGCGACUUCGCACAGCCAUUGAAGAGGAGUGUGACAACAUUCCACAGGCCACAACCAACAUCCUGAUCAACUCUAUGCGAAGUAGAUGUGUCGCGCUGCAUGAGGCAAAUGGUCACACCAGAUUCUGACUAGUUUUCUGAUCGACGUCCCUACCCUUUUAAAGCUAUCUGUGACCAACAGAUGCAUAUCUGUAUUCCUAGUCAUGUGAAAUACAUAGAUCAGGGCCUAAUGAAUUUAAAUUAUCUGAUUUUCCUUAAAUGUACUGUAACUCAGUAAAAUCUUUGAAAUUGUUGCAUGUUGCGUUGAUAUUUUUGUUCAGUAUAUAAUAGAUUUUACACAAUACUACGAUUCCCAGGGUGCAUUUUACUUCCCAGGGUGCAAUGCUCCGCCCAGGGCUGCUGGCUGGCUAGUGGCUACUGCUAGCAAGCCCAGACAAACGUGAAGUAGUCUAAAUAUAUUUCCGUCAAGUUCUGAAUUCAUUUCACAUGACUUUGGGUUGUCAUUUAUUUUAUAAUGCUCCCUGUACUUCACUGCUUUGUAACACCCUUUGCUGUGAGCUGGCCUUCAUCUGCUCCGUAAUCAAAGUAUUCCCAUAGUUCACUUCUGGAGCCAGUUUUGUCAACAAGCUGCGGGCGUGGAGGUAUGUUUUUGUUAGAAGCCAUGCUGCUGGCAUUUUCUCUCUCCUCUCGCUUGCUCCUCAAAAGUGGCUCGCGCGGUGUCAGCUGCAAGGAGCCUGGCUAGCUCACUACUGCCCCCUAGAGGAGACAAGGAGCCUGGCUAGCUCACUACUGCCCCCUAGAGGAGACACGGAGCCUGGUUAGCUCACUACUGCCCCCUAGAGGAGACACGGAGCCUGGCUAGCUCACUACUGCCCCCUAGAGGAGACAAGCAGCCUGGCUAGCUCACUACUGCCCCCUAGAGGAGACACGGAGCCUGGUUAGCUCACUACUGCCCCCUAGAGGAGACACAGAGCCUGGCUAGCUCACUACUGCCCCCUAGAGGAGACACGGAGCCUGGCUAGUAUUACUGCCCCCUAGAGGAGACACGGAGCCUGGCUAGUAUUACUGCCCCCUAGAGGAGACACGGAGCCUGGCUAGUAUUACUGCCCCCUAGAGGAGACAAGGAGCCUGCUAGCUCACUACUGCCCCCUAGAGGAGACACAGAGCCUGGCUAGCUCACUACUGCCCCCUAGAGGAGACACGGAGCCUGCUAGCUCACUACUGCCCCCUAGAGGAGACACGGAGCCUGUCUAGCUCACUACUGCCCCCUAGAGGAGACACGGAGCCUGGCUAGCUCACUACUGCCCCCUAGAGGAGACGAGGAGCCUGUCUAGCUCACUACUGCCCCCUAGAGGAGACAAGGAGCCUGGCCAGCUCACUACUGCCCCCUAGAGGAGACGAGGAGCCUGUCUAGCUCACUACUGCCCCCUUGAAGAUUCAGACAAAUGACUAGAUAGACUCGAUCCUCUCAAUCCAUAAAUGACAUGAGACACAUUUGGCAGAAAGUAACAAGAAUUCUAGUACCGAACCAUUUUUCAUGUUCUAGUAUCGGAAAAAGUACAAACGUUUUGGUGCUUGUUCAGCAGUCAACAACCAAUUUCAACACUAACAUCUGUUAUCCCGAAUAUUUAUUUUGCAGUGUCCACAAUAACCUUCAACCUGGCAUUUCUGCUUUUCACAACCCGAGUCGUAUUGAUAACCUUACCAAUAAAAGCUAUGAAAUGAACUUUAUUCAUUAUCAAAGUGUCCUUUGACACCGCACAUUCAUUAGCGCAAGAUUUCUGAACAGGCCUCGAAACCAUGCCAGGACCAUCGGAAGCACCAGCCCCAGACAGCAGGUCCACUUACUACAGCAACAUCCAUGUAAGCGCCAUCAGUCCGCACUGUAGUUCCACCAAUCUGUUUGACGGCCAUCUGCAUACGAUACAUCAUGACUGAUCCUAUAUCUCUGAGCCUCUCCAGCCUCUCUCUGUACCUGGCAUCCACCAAAUGAUGCACUGUUGUCACCUCCACAAUUACAGCACUUAACCUUCACAUUGCUCCCACAUUCACCGUAAUCAUGUUCCCCUCCACACUUGGCACAUCUUUUCUUUCCUUUACACAGAGCAGCUACGUGUCCCAUGCUUUGGCGUUUAAAACACCGCGGUGCAUUAUGGGACAAAUUCUCUUUUAACAUUUAAACUAUGAAAUCCUAUUUGUACUUUUCCUGGCGCAACUUUCUGAAACCUCAGAAUCCCUGAUAAGCUUUCACUGCUUUGACCGUCUUUCCUACUGAUCAACCUUUUGGCCUCAAUCACUCUGCGUCCCUAAACGUCUCUGCGUCCCGUAGGCUGGGGACGGUAGCGUCCCGUAGGCUGGGGACGGGGACGGUAGCGUCCCGUAGGCUGGGGACGGGGACUGUAGCGUCCCGUAACUUUGCGUCUUGACAGGAAUGGCCGGUGGUAGAGGGAGAAGUAUAUAUCUUCUGCCUUAUUUGAAAUGUAUUUUGUCUUAGAGGGUCUCUUCUCUUCUUAGUCUGUUUACCCUUCUUACCCAGGUUUUUAGUGUAGUGUCAUUUUAUGAAGACCUUUCAUCCAUCUAGGACUAGGUUACAGGGACGACUUGUUUUAUGAAGACCUUUCAUCCAUCUAGGACUAGGUUACAGGGACGACUUGUUUUAUGAAGACCUUUCAUCCAUCUAGGACUAGGUUACAGGGACGACUUGUUUUAUGAAGACCUUUCAUCCAUCUAGGACUAGGUUACAGGGACGACUUGUUUUAUGAAGACCUUUCAUCCAUCUAGGACUAGGUUACAGGGACGACUUGUUUUAUGAAGACCUUUCAUCCAUCUAGGACUAGGUUACAGGGACGACUUGUUUUAUGAAGACCUUUCAUCCAUCUAGGACUAGGUUACAGGGACGACUUGUUUUAUGAAGACCUUUCAUCCAUCUAGGACUAGGUUACAGGGACGACUUGUUUUAUGAAGACCUUUCAUCCAUCUAGGACUAGGUUACAGGGACGACUUGUUUUAUGAAGCCCUUUCAUCCAUCUAGGACUAGGUUACAGGGACGACUUGUUUUAUGAAGCCCUUUCAUCCAUCUAGGACUAGGUUACAGGGACGACUUGUUUUAUGAAGCCCUUUCAUCCAUCUAGGACUAGGUUACAGGGACGACUUGUUUUAUGAAGCCCUUUCAUCCAUCUAGGACUAGGUUACAGGGACGACUUGUUUUAUGAAGACCUUUCAUCCAUCUAGGACUAGGUUACAGGGACGACUUGUUUUAUGAAGACCUUUCAUCCAUCUAGGACUAGGUUACAGGGACGACUUGUUUUAUGAAGCCCUUUCAUCCAUCUAGGACUAGGUUACAGGGACGACUUGUUUUAUGAAGCCCUUUCAUCCAUCUAGGACUAGGUUACAGGGACGACUUGUUUUAUGAAGACCUUUCAUCCAUCUAGGACUAGGUUACAGGGACGACUUGUUUUAUGAAGACCUUUCAUCCAUCUAGGACUAGGUUACAGGGACGACUUGUUUUAUGAAGACCUUUCAUCCAUCUAGGACUAGGUUACAGGGACGACUUGUUUUAUGAAGCCCUUUCAUCCAUCUAGGACUAGGUUACAGGGACGACUUGUUUUAAUCUAAUGACGGAUAUAGCAAGCACAUUUUUACAUUGGUAUCAUGGGACCCCGUGUAUCUCAGUUGGUAGAGCAUGGUGCUUGCAACGGCAGGGUUGUGGGUUCGAUUCCCACGGGGGGGGCCAGUAUGAAAAUGUAUGCACUCACUAACUGUAAGUCGCUCUGGAUAAGAGCGUCUGCUAAAUGACUAAAAUGUAUACUGUGCAACACUAUUAGGGAUUGUUCAAAACUGGUGGACUUGUGAUUAGGGAUUGGUCAAAACUGUAGUUCUUGUGAUUAGGAAUUGGUCAACUGGUGGAUUAGGGAUUGGUCAAAACUGGUAGAUUUGUUAUUAGGGACUGGUCUCAACCUGCAUGCAUGCAUUCAUUAAUCUCUGACCCAGUACCAUGCUGUUAAUCACCUGACUACAUCUCUGACCCAGUACCGUGCUGUCAAUCAUCUGACUACAUCUCUGACCCAGUACCGUGCUGUCAAUCAUCUGACUACAUCUCUGACCCAGUACCGUGCUGUCAAUCACCUGACUACAUCUCUGACCCAGUACCGUGCUGUCAAUCAUCUGACUACAUCUCUGACCCAGUACCGUGCUGUCAAUCACCUGACUACAUCUCUGACCCAGUACCAUGCUGUCAAUCACCUGACUACAUCUCUGACCCAGUACCAUGCUGUCAAUCACCUGACUACAUCUCUGACCCAGUACCGUGCUGUCAAUCACCUGACUACAUCUCUGACCCAGUACCAUGCUGUCAAUCACCUGACUACAUCUCUGACCCAGUACCAUGCUGUCAAUCACCUGACUACAUCUCUGACCCAGUACCGUGCUGUCAAUCACCUGACUACAUCUCUGACCCAGUACCAUGCUGUCAAUCACCUGACUACAUCUCUGACCCAGUACCAUGCUGUCAAUCACCUGACUACAUCUCUGACCCAGUACCAUGCUGUCAAUCAUCUGACUACAGGCUGA